AUGUUUUUAAUUUUCUCACUCAGCUUAACUUUACUAAGUCUUCCAAUGGGUUUUUAUGGACAAACGACUGACCCCGCCAUGUCUAUAACUGGAAUGAAGGGGCUGGUGGAUAUGGAAGGCUUUCUCAUCGGCGAGCUAACAAACUUUGCAAAAGCCCUAAAAAGCAAAAUUCUUAAAAUAGAGAGCUUCCUACAAGAUGUACAAUCAAAGCGUGAAAUUUCUCGGAAAAAUCCAGAAGAGUUCGUUGCCCACCCACUCAACGGAUUUUCCCUUAUUCGACGACUCCAUGAAGAUUGGACUCAAAUGGAGUUUUCGAUGUCAGAACGUGUUGGUCUGGACCACAUUCAGGCUAUUCAAAAAGGUUUAGAAGAAGGAAAGCCAACUGAUAAGGAUCUUAACGAUGCCAUCGGUGGAAUGCUCUUACUAGAACGCUUCUAUAAUAUACAGCCAGUUGACAUAGCCAAAGGAUUAUUCAUGGGCCACAAAUACAAUACCACUUUGACUCCACUGAAUUGCCUGGUCUUGGCCAAUGCGUUUAUGAAUUUUAAUAUCGAAAGGGUUGCUCUAAAUUGGCAUCAAACUGCCAUAGCUACCUACGACGAAGAUCGAGAUGGACAAGUCUACAGGGAAGUGUUUGACUUUAAGCUUUCGGAUUUAUACGAAAAUUACACUUCAGCUUUGGUACUCAAAGGUUCCUACAAAGAGGCACUAAAAAUUCUUCGAAACGUGUCUGAUUUAGAUCCUAAGCUGUGGAUACUUCAGAGAAAAGUCUAUGAAAUGAGUAAACUAGGUGAUGAAAAUCGCAAGUACAUAGGCUCAUGGGUCGACCGUAGUGGCUGCCAAGCACAAUGGGCGAUCAGAAAAUAUUUUAGCUGUCACUAUGAAAGAGGAACAUCAGAUUUCCUAAGAAUUGCUCCCCUCAAAGUCGAGGUCCUGAGUGUGGAACCCGAAAUUGUUAUCUAUCAUGAUGUAAUCUACGACGGAGAGAUCUCGAGGAUCAAGAAUAUUUCCCUUCCUUCUCUGAAGGCCACUCCACGAUACAUUAAUCGCGAUGACUAUAACAUAAAGUUGGCUAACUUUCAUGAGGACUACCAAAGUCCACUAAAUCGACGGAUUAUGGACAUGACUGGAGAGGAUGUGAAAGAAGAUACUGAUUUUCUGGUAAACAGUUAUGGAAUUUGUGGAUUCAGAGACUAUCAUACCGACAACAUAAAUUUUCCAGAUCAAACAGCAGAACUCGGCGAUCGCCUUACAAGCAUAACGUUUUUUAUAAGUGAUGUAGCUCUAGGUGGAGCCAUCGUUUUCAAUAAUUUGAAUCUUACAAUUAGGCCUCAAAAGGGCAGCGCAGUAGUUUGGAAAAACCUGAACAAUGAGAUGCAGCCUAACGAAGAUCUCUGGCACUUGUCAUGUCCGGUUGUAGUGGGCUCUAAAUGGACCCUUGUCAAAUGGCUACACGAAAGGCCUCAUAUGUUUUCAACGCCAUGCAAAAAAGAACUAAAAAAGUUUAACAUAUAAGUGCCAUUACGUAAAGCAUGAAAUUCUAAGCGUUAAAUAAAUCUUUUUAAUAGCUUCCGCUUAUCA
Drosophila eugracilis is the source of this 1581-nucleotide messenger RNA. RefSeq names its product prolyl 4-hydroxylase subunit alpha-1. NCBI's taxonomy places the organism in Eukaryota, Metazoa, Arthropoda, Insecta, Diptera, Drosophilidae. Bases 1 to 1515 code for a protein of 504 amino acids. Gene Ontology annotation, cellular component: endoplasmic reticulum. Gene Ontology annotation, biological process: peptidyl-proline hydroxylation to 4-hydroxy-L-proline. The transcript is spliced from 8 exons. The record is from RefSeq and is a predicted model, not a curated record. Gene Ontology annotation, molecular function: iron ion binding; procollagen-proline 4-dioxygenase activity; L-ascorbic acid binding.